Messenger RNA from Podospora anserina S mat+, 1920 nucleotides. RefSeq lists its product as uncharacterized. Gene Ontology annotation, biological process: protein phosphorylation. NCBI's taxonomy places the organism in Eukaryota, Fungi, Ascomycota, Sordariomycetes, Sordariales, Podosporaceae. Gene Ontology annotation, molecular function: protein kinase activity; ATP binding. The coding region runs from base 1 to 1920 and encodes 639 amino acids. The record is from RefSeq and is a predicted model, not a curated record. The transcript has a single exon.
AUGGAUCCCGUAUCAUUAGCAGGGCUCGCCAUUGGCGUGGCUUCUAUUGGCCUCCAGGUCUACAGCGGAUGUAUUCAGGGGAUCCAACUGGUCAUAACCGCCUUGAACUUCCCGGACGAUGCUAGGUAUCUCAAUCUGAGGCUUCGCAUGGAACAGCAACGUCUAUUUGCCUGGAGUGAAGCAUCUGGCUUGCUCGACCUGGACGCCAAACGAAGGGAUAAAGUCCUCGAGUCCAACACCUUCGUUCUGCAUCGCCAGACAGUGCUUGACUUGCUGGUCCAAGUCGAGUGUUUGUUCAAAGAGUUCAAAGAACACCAAGAGAAACGAAAAUGUCUGAGGGCUGUUCCUGACCAAGAUCAGGUCCUCGAGAACCCUGAAAAAGAUGCGGCCGAGGCCAACUUUCCACUGCCCAAGAGACGGCGGGACUUCAUCAAGAAAGCCAUGCGAAGUCUGAAGGAAUCGUCACAUGAAGCUUCCCAGAGGUUGCAAUGGGUUGCCUUUGACAAGGCCGCUUUUGAGCUUCUCCUCUCCAGGUUCUCAACAUUGAAUGAUAACAUGACUGGAAUCCUCGACCAACGCAUGCAGGUCGAGAUUCACCAUACAGUACAAGACACCAACCGUGGUGUCCUGCAGCUGCACCACAAGAUUAGUGAUUUGUCUCGGCUUGUCAUGGCCCUCAACAUCAGGCUUGAAGCCAGCUCAGCUCUCCCUACAGCACAGCUCACCGUGGCGAAGAAACAAGCAAACGCCGACGGGCUCGAACUAAUAUCGCAGCUUGCCAAGUUCAAAGCCUUUAACGAGUCGAUCGAGUCUGCCCACAAAAGGCCAUUGGACGAGGCAACGGCCAACCAACUAGAGCUCGGAAAACCGGGCGAGAAACGCCUCCUUCUCGAUCGUUCCAUGAUCGAGCUUGACCCAGCAGCCGAUGAGUCUGAUCAGCCGAGAUGUGAGGCUGUCCUUGUCAAAGACGGUGUCAAGAAAAAGGUCUGGGUUGAAUGGAAAGAAUAUGACCCGCAAAGACCGGGGGAUUCAUCACCCCCGAAAGCCGUGAUUGUCGAAAGAGUAGCCAAGCUAGCGGCCCUGCUGAACCAUACACCAAAGCCAGAGGACUUUAGAACACCUCAUUGCCUCGGUUAUUUUGACAGAGGAAGCUCGAACGGGCAAGAGGACGAAGAUGAGGACAUCUUGAAUAUGCGCCUGGGGUUGGUCUUUGAAAGACCAGUAGACAGUGGCCUUGACCAAUCUUCACCUCCGGUGUCGCUCCAUGAGCUCCUCGAGACAACACGAAAGCCACCUGUCACAAAGCGGGUCAAGCUGGCUCAUGCCAUCAGUAAAUGCCUGCUUUAUCUCCAUGCUGUCAACUGGCUGCACAAGGGGCUUCGAAGCCACAAUAUCAUUUUCUUCAAAACCACCAGCGGAGACGUCGACUUUGGCAAACCUUACCUGUCAGGAUUCGAUUUCUCCAGGCCAGCCCGGGCGGACGAAAUGACAGAUAUUCCCGGGCCAGGUGACGACAUUGAGUACAACCUCUACAGGCACCCCAACGCACAAUCAACAAACCCAGACGAACGUGAGCGUUUCAAAAAGAGUUUUGAUAUCUACAGUCUCGGCGUCCUCUUGGUUGAGAUUGCCCACUGGGCAACCGUCGACAAAGUCCUCGGCAUCAACCUCAACGUCGCCCGCGGCAGGCCAUCAUUUGCCCUCAAGGUCCGCGAUAGCCUGCUCGCCACCGACCAAAUCGCGGAGUUGGGCGCUUGCAUGGGGGAGCUUUACGAAGGAGCUACCCAGAAAUGUAUCGCCGGGGGUGAACAACUCGGUCUAUCAGAAAAGGACGACGAAACAAACGACGCAGUGGCGGCUCGCCUGUCAAUGGUCCUCCACGAAAAGGUAGUCAAGAAGCUAGGUGAGAUCCAGGUCUAG